GGCGAGCCGAGCAACGGCAGCGGCUGUGCGCCGCUGACGACGGCGAGCCACGGGCGCGCCGGCAAGCUGCUGCUCGGCUCGGUGCUGACGCUGAUGACGCUGGGCACCAUUGGGGGCAACCUGCUGGUGGUGGUGUCCGUGUGCGCCGUCAAGAAGUUACGGCAGCCCGCCAACUACCUGAUCGUGUCUCUGGCCGCCGCCGACCUGAGCGUGGCCGUGGCCGUCAUGCCCUUCGUCAGCGUCACCGACUUGACCGGCGGGCGCUGGCGCUUCGGACGCUGGUUCUGCAACGUCUUCGUCGCCAUGGACGUCAUGUGCUGCACCGCCUCCAUCCUCACCCUGUGCGCCAUCAGCAUCGACAGGUACCUGGGCAUCACCAAGCCGCUGACGUACCCGAUGCGGCAGGACGGCCGCUGCAUGGCCAAGAUGAUCGCGUGGGUGUGGCUGCUGUCUGCGUCCAUCACGCUGCCGCCGCUCUUCGGCUGGGCCAAGAAUGUCAACGACGGCCGCGUCUGCCUCAUCAGCCAGGACCGGGGCUACACCGUCUACUCCACCGCCGUGGCCUUCUACAUCCCCGUGUCCGUCAUGCUCUUCACCUACUCGCGCAUCUACCGCGCCGCCAAGAUCAGCGCCGCCAAGCAUGCCGUCGCCGCCUUCCCCCUGCGAGACGACCACGCGUCCGCCGACUCGGCCAGCGUCAAGGACACCGAGGAGGAUGAGGACGACGAGGAGACGAACCUCCAGCAUCACGAUCACCAUCAUCAUCAUCAUCAUCACCAUCACCAUCACCAUGAUGAUGAUCAUCAGCAGCCGCCGCCGCCGCGGCGCACGAGGAAGAACCAGGGUUCCAUCUUCAAGCGUGAGCAGAAGGCGGCGGCCACGCUGGGCCUGGUGGUGGGCGCCUUCAGCGUGUGCUGGCUGCCUUUCUUCCUGCUAUCCACGGCGCGGCCUUUCGCGUGCGGGGGGGCGGCGGCGUGCGGCUGCGUGCCGCUGUGGCUGGAGCGCACGCUGCUGUGGCUGGGCUACGCCAACUCGCUCAUCAACCCUUUCAUCUACGCCUUCUUCAACCGCGACCUGCGCGCCACCUACGCCAACCUGCUGCGCUGCCGCUUCCGCAACAUCAACCGCAAGCUGUCGGCGGCCGGCGUGCACGAGGCGCUCAAGAUGGUGCGCGCUCGGCCGCUGGGCCCCCGCGCCCACCCGCUGCCCGUCACCUGACGACCGCCGAUUGUCAUUUGGACAACGCGUGAAGAUGACGACCAACUUGGGACUCCUUGCCUACAUGCUCGUCUUUUUCCCCUUUCAAAAAAAAAGCAAAAAAGGCAAAAGGGAGCUACCGUCCCCAAAAAGUCGUUUUUUUGUAUUCUUUUGGUCCAAUACACUCAGCUCAAAACGAUGUCCUGUUCCUAAACUGUAAAAUGUACUGAAUUGUUCAAAACAAGGUCAACCAGCACUAAUCAUCGUCCGACACUUCUUUCCUACCGAUUUAAUGUACAAGCCGCACUGUGUGUGUGUGUGUGUGUGUAUAUAUGUAAGAUGACUUGAAUCUUAUUUCCCUGCUCCAAUAAUAAAAAGGUGAAGAAAAUCUCCAAUCA
This is a messenger RNA of Hippocampus comes (tiger tail seahorse), 1595 nucleotides long. Its product is annotated as 5-hydroxytryptamine receptor 7-like. Gene Ontology annotation, biological process: adenylate cyclase-activating adrenergic receptor signaling pathway; positive regulation of MAPK cascade; chemical synaptic transmission. The record is from RefSeq and is a predicted model, not a curated record. Lineage: Eukaryota; Metazoa; Chordata; Actinopteri; Syngnathiformes; Syngnathidae. Gene Ontology annotation, cellular component: plasma membrane. Gene Ontology annotation, molecular function: G protein-coupled serotonin receptor activity. The transcript is spliced from 3 exons. The annotation marks the transcript as partial.